Molecule: messenger RNA, 936 nt
Organism: Hippopotamus amphibius kiboko
Lineage: Eukaryota; Metazoa; Chordata; Mammalia; Artiodactyla; Hippopotamidae
Product: olfactory receptor 8S1-like
Exons: 1
Coding region: 1-936 (311 amino acids)
Biological process (GO): G protein-coupled receptor signaling pathway
Cellular component (GO): membrane
Molecular function (GO): olfactory receptor activity; G protein-coupled receptor activity
Source: RefSeq, a predicted model, not a curated record
AUGGCCUUGAGGAACCAUAGCACCAUCACUGAGUUCAUCCUCCUCGGGCUGUCUGCUGACCCCAAAGUCCAGAUACUGCUCUUUGUUCUCUUCACGGGGAUUUACCUCCUGACCAUGAUGGGGAACCUGCUGAUGCUGCUGGUGAUCAGAGCUGACUCCCACCUCCACACACCCAUGUACUUCUUUCUGAGUCACCUCUCUUUCCUGGAUCUUUGCUUCUCUUCAGUCACAGUGCCCAAGCUUCUGGAGAACCUCUUGUCUGAAAAGAAACUCAUUUCAAAAGAGGGCUGCCUGACUCAAGCCUUCUUUGUGUUUGACAUUGGAGGAACAGAAAUCUUCCUGCUCUCAGUGAUGGCCUAUGACCGCUAUGCUGCCAUCUGCCACCCUCUGCUCUAUGGCCAGGUGAUGAGCAGCCAGCUCUGUGUGAAUCUGACGUGGGCUUCAUGGGGCCUGGGUUUUCUGGAUGCAGUCAUCAACAUCCCCCUGGCUGUGAACUUGGACUUCUGUGAGGCUCAUAUCAUCCCCCACUAUAGCUGUGAACUGCCCUCUCUCUUCCCUUUGUCCUGCUCUGAUAUCUCCACCAAUGUCACUGUCCUAGUAGGCGCCACACUGCUACAUGGCUUUGGUACAUUCUUCCUGAUCUUCUUCUCUUACACACGCAUUGUCUCCACCAUCCUGAGCAUCAGCUCCACCACAGGCAGAAGCAAGGCCUUCUCCACCUGCUCCUCCCACCUCACUGCAGUGAGCCUCUUCUAUGCCUCAGCUUUCCUCCGUCAUCUCAUGCCAACCUCAGGUUCACCUCCAGAGCUGAUCUUCUCCAUACAGUAUAGUGUGGUCACCCCCCUAGUGAAUCCCCUCAUCUAUAGCCUGAAAAACGAAGGAGUAAAGGCAGCUUUGAGAAGAACCCUGGGGAAAUGUUUGCAGUGGUACAUGUAG